UUCAACAGGCGAGACUAAACGGAACUGGCGGACUGAAUAAUAACUGCGAAUGGGGUUGUAAAAACAAAAGUUCACCAAGCUGGUUUUUUAUAUUCUAACUUUUCUAUUCUAUUCGGCAACAAUCAAAAGAUCGACAUUUUUUUCCACCGUCGACUUAGAUUUAGUUGCUGUCUCUGCCUUGAUUUGUGACUUUAUAUCAAUGUAGAGUUAUCGGACGGACCGAUAUUUUUUGUUCAGGUGGUCGACCAGUACCUUUUUGGUUGUUUACUUGCUGGCUGCCUUCAAAUUACCCGCUGUGUAUGAGUAACUUUCUCUUUACUAAUUCUAUGCGACAUUUCGCGCUAUCCUAGCUACAAUUAUGGCCGAGGCAGCCCAACAACCACAACUGGUUGAAAUCGACCCGGAUUUCGAGCCUCUCUCCCGGCCCCGCUCCUGCACGUGGCCCCUGCCGCGUCCGGAGUUCAUCAACCCGGGCGACUCCAACACCUCCUCUCCCGCCCCUUCUGUCAAACAAGAACCCAGCAGCAACUCUGAAUUCAUCUCCAACCUCAGUUUAUUAGAAGAGACUGAAGACUACACCGAAGAGGAUCAGAAACCCACCAUCCUCUGCAAUGAUUUCCAAUGUCAGGAAAACUGCAUCCACGACCACCAGCAGACCCCACAGCAUCAGCAGCAGCACCCGGGGAACAGCCCCCAACUCCCGCAGCAACAGCAACAGGUGCUGCUGCUCUCCUCUCCGGCCGGGUCUGCAUCUUCAGUAGCGGCUGCGGCCGCCGCAGCUGCCCAGAGGAAAAGCAGCUCAUCUCGGCGUAACGCCUGGGGCAAUAUGUCCUAUGCUGACCUCAUAACUAAGGCUAUCGAGAGCACCACGGACAAGAGGCUCACCCUGUCUCAGAUCUAUGACUGGAUGGUGAAGAGCGUGCCUUAUUUCAAGGACAAGGGAGACAGCAACAGCUCUGCUGGAUGGAAGAACUCUAUCCGGCACAAUCUGUCCCUCCACAGUCGGUUCAUCCGUGUGCAGAACGAGGGGACCGGGAAGAGUUCCUGGUGGAUGCUGAACCCUGAGGGAGGCAAGACUGGGAAGUCCCCUCGACGUAGAGCAGCCUCCAUGGACAACAACAACAGCAAGUUCGCCAAGAGCAGAGGACGGGCUGCUAAGAAGAAGUUGUCUCUCCAGGGUGGUCCUGACGGGGGAGUAGACAGCCUAGGGGGAGGCACCUACUCCAAGUGGCCCGGUAGCCCCAACUCUCACAGCAACGAUGACUUUGAUGCUUGGAGCGGCUUCCGGCCUCGCACCUCCUCCAACGCCAGCACGCUUAGCGGACGCCUCUCGCCCUUCAUGCCCGAGGACGACCUUGGAGACGGGGACGUGCACAUGGGCUACCCAGGAUCCUCUGGGGCCAAGAUGGCAGGCAUGGCGGGCACAUUGCCCAGCCUGUCAGAGAUGGCGAGUUCUCUAGGCCACCACAGCUCAGAGAACGUCAUGGAGAACCUUCUGGAUAACCUGAACCUCCUCUCCCCCAAGAACACCCAGGUGGGGGGAGGAGGAGGGGGUGUGGGUCAGGGGUCAUCCCAGAACACCCCCUCCCCCCUGAUGCAGGCCAGCCCCGGGGUGGGGGUGGGGUACCCCCCUUACUCCUCUCCUUCCAUGGUCCCCCAGCAACAACCCCAGCAGCAGCAGGACUACCGGAAGUGUCUGUACAGCCAGGCCAGGAUGAAUGCUCUCUCCCCCAUGUCCCCCAACUCCAUGCAAACCCUGGGGGACAGCAAGGCCAGCUUCAGCCCCUCGUCUCUGGGUCAAUAUAACUGUCCUGCUGGCCUCCUCAAGGAGCUCCUGACCUCAGACUCUGACCCCCACGGGGACAUGAUGCCCUCGGUCGACACUGUGGUCUCCCAGUCUAGUGGACGAAGCAGCAUACUGCCUUCCUAUAAUGCUUCCCAGCACGGAGGAGGAGGAAGAGGAGGAGGAGGAGGAAGAGGGGGGAGUCUUCACCCCCACCCACACUCUCACCCUCACCCCCACGGCAUCCCUCAUUCCCAAACCCACCCUCACCCUCACCCCCACAGCCAAACCCCACCGACUUCUGUCUCCUCCAUGAACGGCUGCACCCUGAUGUCUCUGAGCAGUUUGAGCCACAGCGGAGGGGGUGGUAACGGAACCCGCCUGGGGGAUAAGAACCCCAUGCAGGUGCCCUACGGUCUCUCUACCCAUGUAGGACCAGGGGGGAUGCCUGGUGGGUUCUGCCCCCUCAACACUAACGGUUAUGGGCGUCCCGGCCUGGGUCUGCCCCCUGCCCCCCACCACCACCUGGAGAAGCUGCCCAGCGAUCUGGACGACAUGUCCAUUGAGAGGUUUGAGUGUGAUAUGGAGUCCAUCCUUCAUGACACCCUGAUGGACGGAGACUCGCUGGACUUCAACUUCGAACCCAUGGUGACCUCACAGGGGUUCCCGACCCAUGGGGUCAAGACGACCACGCACGGCUGGGUGUCCGGGUAGAGGAUGGAUGGAUGGACACACAUACACGAUGGACGGACAAAAGGACACGUGGACUGAUGGACACACACACAGCUGGGUGUCUGAGUAGAAGGACAGACAGACGAUCGCUCGCACACACACUCUCUCUAACACACACACUCUCUCUCUAACACACACACACUCUCUCUCUAACAUACACACUCUC
Molecule: messenger RNA, 2681 nt
Organism: Coregonus clupeaformis (lake whitefish)
Lineage: Eukaryota; Metazoa; Chordata; Actinopteri; Salmoniformes; Salmonidae
Gene: foxo1a
Product: forkhead box O1 a
Exons: 4
Coding region: 359-2497 (712 amino acids)
Biological process (GO): regulation of transcription by RNA polymerase II
Cellular component (GO): nucleus
Molecular function (GO): RNA polymerase II cis-regulatory region sequence-specific DNA binding; DNA-binding transcription factor activity, RNA polymerase II-specific
Source: RefSeq, a predicted model, not a curated record